This is a messenger RNA of Phytomonas sp. Hart1, 1057 nucleotides long. NCBI's taxonomy places the organism in Eukaryota, Euglenozoa, Kinetoplastea, Trypanosomatida, Trypanosomatidae. The record is from the annotation of a GenBank genome assembly.
GAAUUACUACUAGAGCUACCUUGUUUUCUUACCCUAUUAUUAUUGUGUAUACUUUUUAACUUUUUUUAAACUUGCGGUCUUCAAAAAUGUCUGAUUCCGAUACCAAAGCUCUUAUCAAAAGCGUCGACAUGACUGAGAACAUGCAGGCCGACGUUAUCGAGGUUUCACUCCAAGCGCAAGAACAAUUUAACGUUGAGAAAGAUAUCGCAGCAUUUAUCAAGAAGGAAAUCGACAAAAAAUAUCAGCCAACUUGGCACUGCGUCGUGGGCCGAAACUUUGGCAGCUAUGUUACACACGAAGCCAACUGUUUCAUCUACUUUUACAUUAAGCAGACCGCUAUUCUUCUCUUCAAGGCAGGUUAAAGGACACGAACGAAGUAACCCUUCGUUUUUGUUAUUCGUCCUCUUAACUAACACAGCAGUAGUAGUUUUAUAAUAGAUGCAUUUUGAUUUACUAUCAGAGAACAGAGGUGUAUUAUCAUUAUUUUAAGAAAAAUAAGAAAAAAAAUAAAUGUAAGUCUAGGUUGUGUGCUCUUUUCAUUUUGACUUUUUGUCGUAUGAAAAAAAUAAGAGGACGAAUUUUGUGCGUACUAUAUGCAACAAUUGCAGUAAAAUCGCAAUCUAGUCUUUACACCUUAAUAAGUUUUAUGAAGCGAAAAAAAGCGAUAUAUGUUAGGCUGCGUUGUAUGGUGGAAUAGAAAAAAAAUGUAUUUCAUUCUUUUACCUGUCCGUAAUAUUUUAUGUUUUAAGAUGUGAUGUAUAUAAAGGUGACUAAUCGGAAAGCAAUGACAACCAUUGGAGGAAGAUAUAUAGCUCGAAGAUCGUAGGCUUCGCGACUGAGGUAGCUUAAAUGUUUGGGAAAGGGUUUAAAACAUACAACAGGGGCAAAUGUGCAUGUACUUUUUCCAUAUAGGAAGACGUUUUUAAAACGAACAUGCUAUUUAUUAGAAGAAACAAUUUUGCCUUUUUAAUACCUGUUUCUAUUCAUUCAAUUUACUUUAUUUUCCAAAACUGGUUUUCUCACGGCAAGAAAAAAUAUAUAUUAACAUCACUACCCC